This is a messenger RNA of Lepisosteus oculatus (spotted gar), 4551 nucleotides long. The record is from RefSeq and is a predicted model, not a curated record. Lineage: Eukaryota; Metazoa; Chordata; Actinopteri; Semionotiformes; Lepisosteidae.
UUGCGAAAUGCCUCCUUUUGUACUCACUGAAAUGUAAGCUGAGCGACUGAUCGCUGGUUUAACUCAGGGCAUGCCUUAAGUUAUAAAGUUCCUCGAUAUUGGAUGAGUUGGUAUAGUGUGUGUUUUUUUAAUUACAUAGGAUUGUUCUACAAUUUUAGAAGUGUUAUAGGUUUUACAGAUAAUUUAUUACCAGUACAGUAUAUGUGUUUGUACUUGCCUUACCGUUUGUAUUUACUACAUGUUUACGAAUAUGAGAGCUGCUACACUUUGCCGGUUAAGUUUUUAAGACGGAUCUUCAAAACGAAGAAUGCAGUGAAUAUUUAGCCAUCGAUUGUAUUAACUACAGACUUUUUUUUAUGGUCCAACUCUGAGGAUCUGAGUGUGUGUACAUUAAGCGACGAGCAAUACAAGAGGAUCUUUUUAACUUGCAUCUGGGUGGAAGAUGACAAGUGCAUUGCUGGAAUUAAAGAAUUUAAAUCAGAAACCAAACCGUUUCUCUAACACACCGCAUAAAGAGGAUGGAAAGUACGGUGUAUUUGUAGAGCCUCCUGCACUGGGAAUCAAAACGCCACUUAAGGCUUCUACCUCACAUUCAGUAUUAGCAGAGAGUCAGCAAGACAUGGGGUCUCUGACGACGCCAACCAAGGGGAAAGACACUCCUGCCUGUGAGCCUUGGACCCCAACGGCAAACCUUAAAAUCCUGAUCAGCGCCGUUAGUCCGGAGAUCAGGAACAGGGAAAAGGAGCUAUGCAUUGAUGACACUGAAGGGGCAGGGGCUAUUGAUAGUUCUCAGGAACACUUUGGCGACGAUUCUGACAAACUUCAAACAAGCCGGAAAGAAAAGAGUUUGGGGUUACUCUGCCACAAAUUCCUAGCAAGAUAUCCUGAUUAUCCCAACUCUGCCCUCAACAACGAUAUCUGUCUUGAUGAAGUAGCUGGAGAGCUUCAUGUGGAGCGCCGGCGCAUCUAUGACAUCGUCAACGUGCUGGAGAGCUUGCACAUGGUCAGCCGGCUGGCCAAGAACCGCUACACCUGGCACGGGCGGGGCAAGCUGGCGCAGACCCUGGGCAUGCUGAAGCAGGUGGGCGAGGAGCACGGGUACUCGGCGCAGAUGCAGCAGCUGAAGCAGAGGAGUCACGAGAGGGAGUUCGACUCGGACGCCGAGGAGAAGGAGAACGAGGACGUGCGGCAAGCCGGGGGGCUGGAUGGCGACGUGGGGCAGAGGGAGAUGUUCUUCGUGGAGCUCCCGGGGAUGGAGUUCAGGGCAGCUUCGGUCAACAGCAGGAAGGACAAGUCGCUGAGAGUUAUGAGUCAGAAGUUCGUGAUGCUGUUCUUGGUUUCCAAGCCCCGCGUGGUCAGUCUGGACAUCGCAGCUAAAAUUCUCAUCGGAGAGGAUCAAGUGAUUGAUUUGGAUAAGAGCAAGUUUAAAAGUGAGCAGUAUUUUAUUUAUCUGGAUUUCCGUUUUAUGACGCGUGCUCGGUUGCUCUACAAUACUUCAAUAAUUCGGGGACCGCAUGUGCUUAUGGUUUCCACUGCAUCUAUUCCAGCAAAAAUCCGGAGGCUGUAUGACAUCGCUAACGUGCUGAGUAGUCUGGAGCUGAUAAAAAAGGUGCACGUUACAGAGGAGAGAGGCCGGAAGCCAGCAUUCAAGUGGACAGGACCUGAGGAUUUCUUAUGUGUUAAAGAUGAAAAGACAUCAUCAGCUGCCACUUUAGCUACAUCCAAGACAUUAGAAUCCAGAUCCUCCAUCGAAAAUUGCGCCAAAAAUCUCUUCCCUUCGUCCAAGACAAAGCAUAGCUUCACACGGCACCCAUCUCUUGUCAAGCUAGCAAAGAGUAUCCAGGAUGACCGAAGGAAAAUAAACUCUGCACCCAGCAGUCCUGUCAAGAUGAAAAACUCGACCGAUCCUGAAUGUUACCCAAGCAGAAUGGCCCAGCUGGCAGCCAUCUGCAAAAUUCAGCUUGAUGAGCAAUCAAGGAAAAGCAAGAAGAAACCCAAACAGACUGUGACACAAGCUCAAAAACAAAAAGGAAAAGCCACCAAAACAUCAGGAGCUGUUGAGCAACUAGUAAACGGAGAACAGCAGGAUACCAACUCUCAGGCUAAGACCCUUGCGCCAUCUACCAGAGCAGUACCUUAUCUUCACUGUCAGUAUUCUCCCCUCAUCCCCGUGAUACUACCUCAGAACCAGACUGCUGGACCGUGUGCUAUAUAUGUGCACUCUUGUGCGCGGCCAGUAGCUAAUCGCUCCAGCCUGGCUGUACGAUCCAUGAGAUUUGAAGAUAAAGGUGGGGAAAGUCCACCUGACGCUGGCUUAGAAAUCCACUGCGACAGGACAGCUUCAGCUUCUGAUCCAGAAAAUGACUCCUCUCAAAAGAAUUGCCAGUCGCCUUGUUCGCUGAACAGUCCCAAGAGGGUCUAUAAACGAGCCUGUACUGAAAAGCUUGAAAACUCUUCUCCAAAAAGAAAGAAGACCCAGACAAAUUCUAGGGGUUCGUCACCCGGUGAAGCAGAGCUAUACGAACUCUACCUGGACAAGCUCAAGGCACGCAGGGGAUUGGUACCCAACAGACCUUCGCCUAGAGCCUUGCACUUAGAUCCAGAGUUUAUCAAUACCCCGGAGAACAAGGGAUCAGAGCAGCUUGACGAAAGUGUGGAGACAUUCCUGGAAAAAGAAGAGAAGCUUUCGUGUUCCGACAGCGAAGCAGGACUUACUCCUAUACGAUCGGUCUCCGUGCCAGAAAUCAUGGUGCCUUCUGGUCAUCUGCACCCUGAGGCACUAGUGCCAGCCGGCUAUCUUAUUCCCAUAUCGCAGCAGUCCCUCUUCAGCCUUCAGAGGUCGCGGUCCCCGGGCGGAGAAAGCCCCAAGCCCUCAGCUUCACACCACAAGGCUUACCAACCCCCUGUCACAGGGGCCCUACCUGUGAUGUCUUCAGAACUCACCCCUACGAGCUUCACAUCGCACGCCACGUUUCAGCACCCCAGCCCCUCCGUCUCCCUCGCCUCCUUUCCAGUUAUCAACCAGUCGAGCCCUUCUUUUGCCUCCGGGCAGCACGUGAACAGCCCCAGCCCCGCAAUACUGAACUUCACACUACAGAACCUCGGGCUGAUCUCGGCUGGAAUCCCGCAGGGUGCCAGCCCUGGCACUGUGGCCACCCCCCUGGAGCAGGCCAGCCCCGUCCCAGGACACCUGAGCUUUCAGCCAGGGGGGAUGAUCUUCAUCAAGCCUAUGUCUCCAGUCCCGGUUCAGCCUCAGAUGCCUGGACAGCAUGUUACUUUGAUCAGUUUACAGCAGCCUCUUCUGGCAACGCCCAAAGCAUCCCAGUGUGCUCAACAGAGCUUCUUCCACACCCCAGUCUCCACCUUGUCUCCCUUGGCUGCUGUGGUCUCGUCUAGUCAUUCGUCUCACGAGAACAUUUACAUACCGCAGAGGAAACUUGAAGUGAGCACUGAAGAAACCUGAAGACUGUAGCAGCAGACCCUCUCUGCACUGUUUUUUUCUUUCAUGAGCUGCAAAACGUUAUUUAUAAAGCUUUGACAAUUUGACUGUGUGAGUGGGGGGGUGUCCCUUUGCACAAAGGGGUACGCUAGUUCAUAUUAAAUUAUUUCUAGGUCCUAAGCACAGACGUGUUCAGGUCCUGCAACACCUGCAGUGAAAGUCAUUAAAAAGUUUUGUGGAUUUUACAAAACAGAUGGAUAUACCUUCUGAAGACUACAGCCCCUGCUACCAGGUGUCCUCUAAUAAAAACUGCAGCAUGGAAAAACUUAAAAUAUAGGGUACCUGCAGGUUUUAGAGUAGUUACAAAACAGCAUACUGUAUGUACUCUGCUAUUUACUUCUUGCAGUUUCUACUGAACCAGACUUGUGCCCCAUGAUCACUGAAACUAACUGGGCUUGAAAACCUGCAAAAACACAAAUACAGUUUACACUGUACAUCUUAAAGCACAGACAAUGUUUUAACAGUUAAUCAACAUUUCCACAGGAUGAGAAAACAUUCACACUGAAGAUCUCCAUCUUUAAUGUUAAACACUAGCUUUUUAUACAGUCAGUGCUGUAGCAGAACUGGAGUUUUAAGCAGGAAGUGGCACAGGACCUCGGACCCAAUGCAUUAAUGUACUGCAUAAUUUUCCAAUGCCCAUUUAGGAUAUUCAAAAUAUGCAUGUAGGAAUAAACUAUGACAAACGUUUCUUUAUUCAGUAAUACAAGUAGCCUUAAUAGGACAAAUCAAACCGAUACAUGGAUGAUUCAUGUUUUGCAUGUUAGCAAAAAGAUGUACGGCACAAUGACAUUUUGCACAUUUUAUAUGUUAACUGUUACAGUUCUUUAAUUGGUAUCUAUGAAAUAAAGAUAAAAAAUGAAUGUAUGGGGAAAUUUCCUAUUAGUGUAAUCAGGUGAAUUAUAAUUUCAUUAAUUUAUAGGAAGGAUUUUCUUACAUUUGUCAAUGAUCAAAAUUGUUAACCUGGACUGCUUUGGUUGGAUUGCAGUUGAAUUAAUUUGAUAUGUACACAUUUACUAAGAAAAUAAAGGGGGAUUCUUUCUGUUUUCAGCAUA